Penicillium subrubescens is the source of this 1274-nucleotide messenger RNA. RefSeq names its product CCDC90 family protein. The record is from RefSeq and is a predicted model, not a curated record. Gene Ontology annotation, cellular component: mitochondrion. The transcript is spliced from 3 exons. NCBI's taxonomy places the organism in Eukaryota, Fungi, Ascomycota, Eurotiomycetes, Eurotiales, Aspergillaceae. The coding region runs from base 84 to 1013 and encodes 309 amino acids.
CACAAAUCGCUUCCAACCUUACACCAAAAGAAUUGUCUCUCUCUAUCUCCAUCGUGCAUGGAAUAAACCCAUACCCUCGAGCUAUGGCGUCUCAAAAACACGUCGCGGAGGUGCCGCGCAACCUACUCCCUCGCUUGACCUGGAACAGCUCCUCUUCUCGUCCAUCCGUCACUCCCUCACAUUGUCCCGCUCUCACAAAAAGAACGACAACCUAUAACUACUCCCAGGGAUGGAGUCCUCUAAAUCGCCAAAUCCACUCACUCACUGCUCGUCACCAGUCCUCCCGAGCCUUUUCUACCGCUAUCCGUGACUCCCACUUCGUUUCUCCUGUUUCCCGCCGACCGUCUACUUCACCUGCCUCACGCCCGGCCGGGGAACAACCUCUCACCAGUCCGGUCCGUCACAAUGGCGUUUACGUCGCUGCGUUCAAGCCCGCUCAGCGCGCUUUCCAUGCGACACCCUCUCGACCUCGUGAUCACCAUUUUGACACCCUCCGCUUCGUUAAGAGGCUUCAGGCCGAGGGGUUCAGUGAGGAACAGGCCGUGGCUAUGAUGCGUGUGUUGAACGAUAUCAUCCAAGAGUCUAUUCAAAACUUGACGCGGACGAUGGUCCUCCGCGAAGAUUCGGAGCGAUCAACAUACACCCAAAAAGUCGACUUCGCCAAGCUACGCUCCGAACUCCUAAACGCCGAUUCCACCGAAGCACAACUGACCCGCUCAUCACACGAGAAGAUCGCAGCGGAUCUCGCAAAGCUUAACUCGCGGCUGCGCGACGAGAUCGGCCGCACACAAGCCUCCGUCCGAUUAGAUCUGAAUCUGGAGAAGGGCCGGAUCCGCGAGGAGGCCAAUGGCCAAGAGAUGCGGAUUAAGGAAACGGAAACGCGCAUUGAGCAGGAGGUUGCUGGUCUACGGGAGCGUGUCGAGGCUGUCAAGUUCUCGACCCUGCAGUGGCUGAUGGGUGUCUGUACCGGUACUGCUGCUCUGAUUCUUGGUGCUUGGCGCCUGUUUAUGUGAUUUGCUUUUGUAUAGACUUGUGUGCAUGGCUACGGAGCGUUUCUUUUCUUGGUUGUUUUAUACAUGAGACUUGGUGUCUCCUCGACUUUUUUCUUUCUUUUGCAUCAAUACUUUGCUUUCACUCUCUGCUCUGGCUUGUGACCGAGUUAGUUAGAUAGCGAUGAACCGUGUUCCUCUUCAUUGGAUGUUGUCUAUUGUAGAGCCUAUCGUUCCUUGGCUAGGGGCUACAUACUAUAUGAGUCAAUCCAACAAAACACUAGC